Molecule: messenger RNA, 1044 nt
Organism: Pseudocercospora fijiensis CIRAD86
Lineage: Eukaryota; Fungi; Ascomycota; Dothideomycetes; Mycosphaerellales; Mycosphaerellaceae
Exons: 1
Coding region: 1-1044 (347 amino acids)
Biological process (GO): nucleoside metabolic process
Molecular function (GO): catalytic activity
Source: RefSeq, a predicted model, not a curated record
AUGGGCGACCGCAUAACCCACAUCACCGGUAACAACGCCUCAGGCAACUCACGCCAACACAACGGUAACGUCUUUAGCGGAAACACAUUCAACUACGGAGCCUCACCCACUCCAUCCGAACCCCAAGCCCGCCUCGCAGACGAUGGUCCCAAAUCCCGCCCACCAGACCUCGCAGCCGGCGCCCGACCGCGGACCUUGGACGAUUUCCGCAUCGCCAUCAUCUGCGCUUUACAAAUCGAAUUCGACGCCGUAGACAUCCUCCUCGAAGAAGUAUACGAAGGAGAAGACGCAUUCCGACCACGCCAUCCCGACACAAACACCUAUACUUUUGGCAGAUUGGGCGGGAAACCCGUCGUGCUCGUCAACCUCCCAUCCAUGGGAAAAGUCAGUGCAGCGACGGUAGCCACAAAUUUAGGAAUCACUUUUAAAUACAUCGAAAUCGCAUUUCUGACGGGAAUUUGCGGUGGUGCUCCACACGACGAUCGAGGAAACAAGAUUCAGUACGGUGAUGUGAUUAUCGGGAAACAAGUGAUUCAAGAAGAUUUCGGGAGGUUGAUGGAUGAUGGAAUGCAUAGGAAAACAGAAGUCGAAGAUGUGUUGGGAAGAUUACCGCCCCGGAUCAGGCAAUGGAUCGGUGCGUUGAGUGGAUGGAGGAAUUUGAAAGGUUUGAAAAGUGAUGUGACGGUGAUUUUGGAGAAGACGUUUCAGGAUGCGGAGUUUGUGAAAAUGUUUGCGUUUCCGGAACGACGGGAGGGGGAAGUUGGGAGGUCGGAGUUGCAGAUUUUUUUGGGGAGGGUGGCGACGAGUGAUGCUGUGCUUAAAAGUGCGGAGAGGAGGGAUCGGAUGAUUGAGCAGGAUAAGGUGAUUGGGUUUGAGAUGGAGAGUGCGGGAAUGUGGGAUCAGUUGCCUACGGUGCUUGUCAAGAGUGUGUGUGAUUUUGCUAAUGUGCAGAAGAGUAAGGAGUGGCAGCCUUUUGCGGCGCUGACGGCCGCGGCGACUACGCAGGCUAUGGUUAGGAAAUGGACGUUUCAGGUUUAUAGUUGA